UUAUUUGAAUUAUUUCAAUCGAAAAUUGAUACAAAAAAUGAACCACUUAAACAAUCAAAACAUUCGAUACAAUCAAGAUCAAUACGAAUGCCAAUCUUCAUUGAAUCAACAUAUUUAAUUGGUUUUCAAUAUGAAAAUUUACUUACAGUAUUAGAAUUAUAUUAUUAUAAUCAUACUAUUUAUAAUUGUGCAAUAUUUGAUAUGAAAGAACAGACAAGAAAAAAAGAAUCAAAAAUUUAUAUAAAAAAAUAUGGCCAUAAUAAAUCAUAUUCAAAACAUCGUAUUGAUUAUAAUUUAAUGUUAUUAAUUAUACAUUCAUGUACAUUAUAUGCAUUAAAAAGAUAUACAAAUAAUAUAUUAAUUAAAACGGAUAAUAGUAGCAAAUUUUUCAAUGAUAAUGAUCUGAAAAAAGAUGAUAAUAAAUUUAUGGAUUUUAUUGCACCGAAAACCAAAUGGUGUGGUAUUGAUGAUGUAGCAAAAAGUUAUUGGGAUCUUGGUAAUCAACCAUUGGUUGAUAUUUGUUGCAGGGAACAUGAUCAUUGCCCUAUACAUAUUAAAUCAAAGCAAACUAAACAUGGUUUACAUAAUAAUAAUAUGUUUAUGGUAUCAUAUUGUCAAUGUGAACAAUUUUUUUAUGAUUGUUUACAUCGUCGAAAAGGUAUACAUUAUGAAGAUGUUAUCAGAGAAUUAUAUUUUUUACGUUUUGAUGUUGAUUGUAUUGAUACAAUUGAUUGUAAUGCUAAAUGG
This is a messenger RNA of Dermatophagoides pteronyssinus (European house dust mite), 747 nucleotides long. RefSeq lists its product as uncharacterized. Gene Ontology annotation, molecular function: A2-type glycerophospholipase activity. Lineage: Eukaryota; Metazoa; Arthropoda; Arachnida; Sarcoptiformes; Pyroglyphidae. Gene Ontology annotation, biological process: phospholipid metabolic process; arachidonate secretion. The record is from RefSeq and is a predicted model, not a curated record.